Molecule: messenger RNA, 2995 nt
Organism: Diorhabda sublineata
Lineage: Eukaryota; Metazoa; Arthropoda; Insecta; Coleoptera; Chrysomelidae
Gene: RtGEF
Exons: 9
Coding region: 179-2995 (938 amino acids)
Molecular function (GO): guanyl-nucleotide exchange factor activity; protein binding
Source: RefSeq, a predicted model, not a curated record
ACUACUUAGAGAUUAUUUUUUAAUAAGAAAUAAUAAAUACUUAGAUAAUGAGAUUUCGAAGUUUUAUUUUAUAUGUUAACUCCUCAAUCAAUGAAGUGUUGAUUUUUUAAUUAAUAUCCAGUACUAUUUAUAGUUCUACAAACUUUUGUAUUGUUUUUAAUGGAAUCUAGAAAUAAUCAUGGCCAAUGAACCUUUGGUAGUACAGGCUGUUUAUUCUUAUAAAAGGAGUAAUAAUGACGAGUUAAACUUUAAAAAAGGUGAUAUAAUAACAGUAACUCAAAAAGAUGACGGUUGGUGGGAAGGUACAUUAAAUGGAGAAACGGGAUGGUUUCCCAGUAACUAUGUAAAAGAAUGCAAAGAUGCACCAAAACCAAUAAUUAACCAACUGAAUGAAUACAAAAGCGUUGUGUUGAAAGACUUGGUGGAUUCAGAGAAAGCCCACGUUACCGAAUUAGAAGGACUAGUUACGAAUUUUCUACAACCUUUAGAAAAAAGUGCAAUUUUAACUACAGAUGAAUACAAACAAUUGACCGGUAAUAUAACCGAGGUAUUAGAAACGCAUCAGCACUUGUUGAACCUCAUCGAAAUAGAAUCGAAUAAACCAGGAUGCGAUCAAAGAGUUGGAAAACUGUUUCUCAAUUGGGCGCCCAGGAUAAAAAGUGUACACCAAGCUUACUGUUCCUUACAUCCCAAAGCCGUCUGCAUUUUGGACAAAUACAGAGAUGAACUUACGAAAUACAUGGAAUCGAAAGGUGCCGCCAGUCCGGGCGUACUGGUUUUAACCACUAUGUUAAGUAAACCGUUUAGAAGACUGGAUAAGUAUUCGGGAAUGCUGCAGGAAUUGGAAAGACACGUAGAAGAAUGUCAUCCGGACAGAGGUGAUACCCAGAGAUCAGUUAGCGUUUAUAAAGAAAUUGCAGCGACUUGUUCAGCUACGAGGAGACAAAAAGAAUUAGAACUCCAAGUACUAACAGGUCCUGUUCGUGGAUGGGAAGGACCUAGUUUAACGACACUAGGGGAUAUUAUAUACAUGGGUUUAGUAUCCGUUGGACCUCAACGCAACGACAGAUAUUUCGUUCUAUUCCCAACCACUUUAUUAAUUUUAAGUGUGAGCCAUAGACUGAGCGCUUUUAUUUACGAGGGGAAAUUGUACCUAUCCGGUUUAACGAUAACGAAAUUAGAAAAUAACGCUUUCGAAAUUAGCGCCCCCAUGAUCGAUAAAAGAGUGGUGUAUUGUCAAAAUAAAGAAGACGCUGAUCAUUGGAUUGAAUUGUUGAAGAAACAAAUGCCCAGGAGUUCUACGGCUUCUACGGUCAGUCAAAAAAUGGGACCUUCACAAGCGCAGUUCGUUCCUCAACCUCCACCACAUCUGAAUCAGAGAGGUUACUGCAACCGUUCGUCCGUGAUAAGUUAUAAAACGCCCAACGAUAAUCGCCCAAUUACGUUACCGCCCGAUCACUACCCGUCCGCGGCGCCUUUCGCCGCCCUAACCAAAUAUUUCCAAAAAUUGAUCAAACAAAAAAUAAUAACGCGCAAAUUAUUAAAACACCUCCUCUAUUCCGAACAUCUCAACAAAAUGAAUUUGAAUUUAGUGAAAAUAAGACACCACAAAACCGAAAUCAGUAUUUACACCAAAGACAUACAUUGUAGAGACAGCGUAAUACAUUGCGAAAGCGAUACCGACACCGACAGUUCGAAUAACACCGACAAAACUAAAAACUACGAUAGUUAUUCGAGUAAUUCGAGCAAUCCCUUCGGUUACAUCCGAUAUUACAAUCCUCGAAACGAAGACGAAUCGAAACCGCCCAGUAUUUUGAUUUCCACGGCCAGUAUACGAUUGCAAAAACAAUCGUCGCAAGAUUCGGACGGAAGCGUCGUAGUACGUAAACCGAAACCGUACAUGGCGUGCGAAAAUAUACCGAAUCUAAACGACAGUUUAGAAUUGACGAAUCUAUCGGUACAACAGGAAUCUUAUUUACCGACGACCAGACAAAGUUGUCCGACCAAAUUAGUCGGUAAUAAAUUUAAUAAAACUAGUUUAACUACGAUAUAUAUACCGCCGUGGUCGAAUAACGAUACUAAUAACAGUACCACUCAUUCCAGUACGUUAGAACUACCUGUAAACACCCUUCCAAUACCGGAUAAAGUACUGGCCGAAAUUUUGUACAAUACCCCGAAAGAUGACGAAGAAAAUUUCCUAUUAAAACCUCCGAGUAUGUUCGACGUCAAAAUUGUGCCGCAAAGUUUGAGUUUGAAUUUAGAUAACGUCGGUUUCCGUAAACACAGCAUCGAUUCCGAUAAACCGAAAAGAAGAAGCAGCUUACAAAUAACUCCUUCGACGCAAUCGUCUUUCUGUCGUUGCUGUUCGGUAUAUUAUCACAGUCCUAGAUCGUCGGACUCCGGUAUGGCGGGUAGUUGUACUUUAAAUUCUCCCGAUUCGGCGAAUAAUACCGCCGAAUCGGUUCGAGUUCGUUGUAGUGUCGAUAUGACGAAUCUGUUCGAUAAAUGCGAAGAUAAACGCGACGCUUUAUCGUUGAGCGAAUCGAUAGCUAGAGAUUACGAAGCGGAAUGUCAAUGUACUUCGCCGUUCGGUUCGACGCCACGUACUUCCGGUCAGGAUUGUAUCAACGAAAACGUCAUUACUAAAUCGGGGGAUGGUAUGAGGAAAUCGCAAUCGAAAUUGUAUUUGAUACCGCAAAAAUCUCAAUCUAUGGAUAGUUUAUUGGAUAAGGAAGAGGGGGAUGAUGGAAAUUCUCCUUUGUUCAAAUCUGGGUUGUACGCGCAUUGGUGGUUGAAAGCUAAAAUACCGGCGAGCGUUGUUAAAGGGAUUCGCAUCAGUACCCGACAGAAUAAUACAGGCAAGGGCAUGAUUUUAAGUGAUUUUUGUUGUUGUUUGUUGAGAUUUUGCGCUAACUUUCUAACCGAAUCGCUUGGGUACGUUUGGCCCUUGCCUGUACAUCAUUUCAUAUUUACUAAACAUAAGCUUCCGAUUUAA